Molecule: messenger RNA, 2356 nt
Organism: Myxocyprinus asiaticus (Chinese sucker)
Lineage: Eukaryota; Metazoa; Chordata; Actinopteri; Cypriniformes; Catostomidae
Gene: mindy4b
Product: MINDY family member 4B
Exons: 11
Coding region: 785-2209 (474 amino acids)
Biological process (GO): protein K48-linked deubiquitination
Molecular function (GO): K48-linked deubiquitinase activity; cysteine-type deubiquitinase activity
Source: RefSeq, a predicted model, not a curated record
UGCAGAUGGACGACGGUGUUGACAGCACUGACAACACAAGCAGUGAACUGGAUGACAUUCUCCAGCAGAUAGCAGACCUGGAUAAAUGGAGAGAAAUAUUUAACUCUCGCGGGUACGCGCUCUCUGCUGUUUCUCUCAGCUAGCCAAACCUCCAUUUAGUUAACUUACCGUGUGUUUACCGUUGCAGGUUGGAAUUACAGGACUGCGUUGUUAAAGUAAGUAGUCGUUACUUGCAGUUUAGAUUUCUUAAUGUUUUCUAUUUCUUCCGUAGGCUAAAUUUAGACACACAAAAUGCUUUCUUGCAUUUUGUUAGCACUAUUUUUAAGACAUGACGGAUCUUGUGUUCCGUCGGCGCUACUUUUCCAGCGUUAAAUUGCUGUUCUGUGUGCCUAUUCGAUUUGACCGUUGCGGCACAAUCACGCGCAUAUGAGCUUUCCCUUCUAUUCAAUUGCGUUGCGCUCUCCCUAGCUGAUUUGAACGCAAGAACGCAUCUUGUGUUGCUUUCUAAAAUUUAUUUAACGCCCACGUGUCAAAAUGUAGCCUACUUCUUAUGUGUUUAAAUCUGAUAUUUCGAUAACUGAUAGGCCUACUUUAGACACUGUGCUCUCAGGUAGCUGCAUGUAUGUCAUUUCUCAGUCAGCCAAUUAGACGAGCGUAUGCAUGUGCCUUAGUUUUGCUGCCAUCCUCUCACCAACCUUUAGUGGCCUUCAGUUGACUUGUGGAGAGCUGUGUGUUUAGUACGACGUUGACUGCAAGGCGUUUAACUGGGUGCAUUGUUAGUACCAUGUUUGAAAGUGAGCUUUCGUGCAGUGGUACAGUCGUUGUGAAACCCAUCACGACGGACUAUCAGGGCCUUUUGCAAACCAUCAGGACUAACUUGCAGCAUUCCAGACUGAGUUACAUAGAACUUCUCCAAGAAGAUGUGAAGAGAAACAAGGAUAGACCUAUUGAGAAGAUUAAAGCUGAUGAAGACAGUGAAGACUCUUCAAGACCUGCAACCUCUGCCCAGCAUAUCAGUGUACAGAGCAACCUGUUAACAGUGCCUUACUCUAUACCUCAUACCCUUGCAGUGUCUCCAAGUCUGGGUGGGCAACCGCUGUCACCAGAGAUUGCAGUGAAUUUGAGAAAGAUUUUGUUUGGGAAUACCUUCCAUGUAUUCAACUAUGAGUGGAAAAAAUCAUUCUUCAAGUUUCGGGAGCCUUUCUCUGACAUGUCAUACGCCCUAGAGGCAGAGAGGGGGGGAGCCCGUGCAAUUCAGAUGGUGGUUCAGGCUCAUAUUAUUAAAUACUUGCUCUUCGGCCGACAAAUGAACCCAGAGUGCACAAUACAGAGUUUGGUGGAUGUAGGGGAGAAGGAGCAGAGGAAGGCACUGGCAGAUGCACUAACUGACAUCUUGUGGACAGCUGGUGAGGAGCAGACAGCUACUGUCUCCUUGGUUACGUCAGAGCGCUGUUUCACCCCCCAGCUGGACUACAAAAUGGACAGCUUCACAGAGAGGUUGCAACUUUUCACCUUUAAAAAGAAAAAAGAUGUUACAGCAUUUAUAUACGAGCACAUCCAGUGUUUUAAGGAGGAGGGAAGCCAUGGAAUCAUACUUUUUCUGUAUAGCCUUAUCUUCUCCAGGUCCAUUGACAGGAUACGAGCAGACUUCGAUUUCUCUACUACUUAUCUUCUGAAUUUGACAUUAGGGAACUUUGUGUGUCGACAGGCUCUAUUAAACCUGUUGCUGACUGGCCGUGCCAGCCCUAAUAUCUUCAAUGGUACAUUACUUAACGACGAGCACAGCAAACCUCUUGCCCAUCCUCUCCAUGGGGUUCUGACCCGCAGUGAUGUUGGAUAUCUACUUUGGAACAGAGAACAAUUUGACCAUGCCAACCUUCCCCAGGUGGGCAGCAUGCUGAAAACACCCAAGCUUCCUAUCUGGGUGUGCAACAUCAAUGGCACCUACAGCGUUCUGUUCAGCCCAAACCGUUCACUGCUUUCAGACUGGAAGAUGGAGCAUCUCUUUUAUCUCUACUUCUACAAUGGCCAACCAUCUCAGAGCACCACUACCAUGCUCACCAUAGACACACAUUCCCAUCACUGGGAGGCUGGAAAUAAUGACAUUCAGGGAGACCCAGAGAAAAGGUUCCCAUCUGUAGAGAUGACCAUUAGGACCAAAUGGGAGGGAGCUGUUAUCGACUGGAAUGGGACAGUGCCUUUUUUCUAAAAAGGACUGAGCAAUCCAAAAAUAUUUCACAAUCUCAACAUAUCAGCCUGUAACAAAAAACAAAAAAACAAAAAAAAAGAUUGUGUAGCCAACUAUAUGGCAAAAAAAGUAAAAUAAAAUUAUUUUGAUUGACAACAAUAUAGUAAA